Messenger RNA from Euleptes europaea (tarantolino), 1896 nucleotides. Its product is annotated as zinc finger protein 345-like. Lineage: Eukaryota; Metazoa; Chordata; Lepidosauria; Squamata; Sphaerodactylidae. The record is from RefSeq and is a predicted model, not a curated record. The transcript has 3 exons. The coding region runs from base 1 to 1896 and encodes 631 amino acids.
AUGCCGCCUCCUCCUCCUCCCCGCGCGCCUUGUGCCCAAGGGCCGCCUCUGGCCCGACCCCUGCUGGCGGCCGGCGGGACUGCGGGUGCUGCGAGCGGCAAUGGCGCACUUCCGCCAGGAGGGGGCGGCCGAGAGCAGCGCUUUGCCGCUCCCUGCCCCUCUUCUCUGCUGAGCCCCCCAGCCCCCGGGGGUCCCCGACCCUUUUCAGCACAGUGGGGAGUGCAGACACUGCAGGGUGGGCGCAGCAAGAGCAGCAGCGAAAUGGCUGCGCCAGGAGUUCCAGAAUUGAGGGAGAUGGUGAGGAAGAAGGAAUCAUCAAGGUUGGUUAUUGGAAAACUUGAAGUUCUGCAGAUGGAAGUGAAAUCUAGGGAUCAAGCAGUACCAAAGCGAGAGUGCAGAAGGAAAAGGAAAACCAAAGGGAAGCAGAGGAAGAAAUUUGUUGGCUAUCAGACCAGAAAUCAACCUGAAAUCUCAGCCCAAGAAGAAAUACGGAAGAGAAAGAGAAGGACUAAGGGUGCCAUAAAAGACACAAGGUUCAGCUGGAAAACAUAUAACUGCCUUGAGUGUGGGAAAAGCUUCUAUUGUAAUAGUAAACUAACUCAACAUCAAAGGGUUCACACAGGGGAGAAGCCAUACAAAUGCCUGGAGUGUGGAAAGUGCUUCUCUUGCAAUGGCGGCCUAACUCAACAUCAAAGGGUUCACACAGGGGAGAAGCCAUACAAAUGCCUGGAGUGUAGAAAGUGCUUCUCUAGCAAUAGCGAGCUAACUUUACAUCAAAGGGUUCACACAGGGGAGAAGCCAUACAAAUGCCUGGACUGUGGAAAGUGCUUCUCUCAGAUUGCCCAUCUAACUCAACAUCAAAGGGUUCACACAGGGGAGAAGCCAUACAAAUGCCUGGAGUGUGGAAAGUGCUUCUCUCAGAGUACCCAUCUAACUCUACAUCAAAGGGUUCACACAGGGGAGAAGCCAUACAAAUGCCUGGAAUGUGGAAAGUGCUUCUCCUGCAGUGGCGACCUAACUAAACAUCAACAGGUUCACACAGGGGAGAAGCCAUACAAAUGCCUGGAGUGUGGAAAGUGCUUCUCUUGGAGUACCCAGGUAACUAAACAUCAAAGGGUUCACAUGGGGGAGAAGCCAUACAAAUGCCUGGAGUGUGGAAAGUGCUUCUUUUGCAAUAGCGAGCUAACUAAACAUCAAAGGGUUCACGCAGUGGAGAAGCCAUACAAAUGCCUGGAGUGCGGAAAGUGCUUCUCUUGCAAUAACCACCUAACUAAACAUCAAAGGGUUCACUCAGGGGAGAAGCAAUAUAAAUGCCUGGAGUGUGGAAAGUGCUUCUCUCAGAAUUACUACCUAACUGCACAUCAAAGGGUUCACACAGGGGAGAAGCCAUACAAAUGCCUGGAGUGUGGAAAGUGCUUCACUUGGAAUACCCAGCUAACUCAACAUCAAAGGGUUCACAUAGGGGAGCAGCCAUACAAAUGCCUGGAGUGUGGAAAGUGCUUCUCGUACAAUUGCAGCCUAACUGAACAUCAUAGGGUUCACACGGGGGAGAAGCCAUACAAAUGUCUGGAGUGUGGAAAGUGCUUCUCUCAGAAUGGCGACCUAACUAAACAUCAAAGGAUUCACACGGGGGAGAAGCCAUACAAAUGCCUGGAGUGUGGAAAGUGCUUCUCUCAGAAUGGCCACCUAACUGCACAUCAAAGGGUUCACACAGGGGAGAAGCCGUACAAAUGCCUGGAGUGUGGAAAGUGCUUCUCUCACAAUAACACACUAACUUUACAUCAAAGGGUUCACACAGGGGAGAAGCCAUACAAAUGCCUGGAGUGUGGAAAGUGCUUCUCUUGGAGUACCCAGGUAACUAAACAUCAGAAGGUUCACAGCAGCAAAGCCACAUAA